Molecule: messenger RNA, 4242 nt
Organism: Anoplopoma fimbria (sablefish)
Lineage: Eukaryota; Metazoa; Chordata; Actinopteri; Perciformes; Anoplopomatidae
Product: semaphorin-4B-like
Exons: 14
Coding region: 80-2437 (785 amino acids)
Biological process (GO): axon guidance; neural crest cell migration; negative chemotaxis
Molecular function (GO): semaphorin receptor binding; chemorepellent activity
Source: RefSeq, a predicted model, not a curated record
UCGGUACCAUCGACAUCGAGGAGGAACACGUCUUCAUCUUCAUCCCUCCAUCAGCUGCUCCAUCAGCUGCUCCUCCAUCAUGGGUCCAUCCCUCCUCCUCCUCCUCCUCCUCCUCGGCCUCCUGAGCUCCUCCGUCUCGCUGCCUCCUCCACGAACCUCCUUCCUCCUCAACUCUCCAGACAGACCUCUGGUCCGCUUCAGCCCCCCCGACCUCCACAACACAACCACGCUGUUGCUAAGCGACGAUGGAUCCACCCUGUACGUAGGAGCGCAGGACGCCGUCCUCUCAUUGGACGUCAGUCAGAGUGACGUCAUCAGGCUGAAGAAGAAGGUGGAGUGGCGUCCAUCCCAGAGUGAAAUAAACGACUGUGAAAAUAAAGGAAAGGACGCAAUGGUCGACUGUCCGAACUUUGUGAGUGUUUUGCAGAUGAUGAACUCCACCCAUCUCUACGUCUGUGGCAGCUUCGCCUUCAGCCCCCAUGAUGCCUUCAUCGACGCAGAAAGCUUCUCGAUGGUUCAACAGGGCGAUGCUCGAGCUAAAGUUCGUUGUCCGCACAGCCCCGUCCAGAAGAACACGGCCAUCAGCGUCGACGGCGAGCUGUUCACCGCCACGACCACCGACUUCAGAGGAGUCAAGCCGCAGAUUUCUCGACACUUCAGCAAAGAUGGCCGCCAAGACGUCAGCCAGGACUCGUCUGUGGGUCUGCUGGAGGAGCCAACGUUUGUCAGCUCGUCCUCCGACCCGUCAGAGAGGAAGCUCUACUUCUUCUUUAGUGAAGUUGGGAAAGAGUUCCGCUUCGUGGACGAGCUGCGGAUCGCCCGAGUGGCCCAAGUGUGCAAGGACGACGUAGGUGGACAGAGGACUCUGCAGAAUAAGUGGACGUCCUUUGCCAAAGCCCCUCUGCUCUGUCAGUUUCCCAAACAGCUUCCCUUCAAUGUUCUCCAGGAUAUGUUCACCCUCCAGCCACCAGAGGGCAGCAACGCUUCAGACACGCUGUUCUACGGCAUCUUCACGUCUCAGUGGUCCUCGAGUCCAGAAUCUGCCGUAUGCGUCUUCAAGCUGCAGGACAUCAGGGAGGUGUUCGCUGGAAGCUACAGGACCUUCGACAUGGACACCCACCAGUUGAGUUCAAUGCUGGAAAAACACUCCUACCUGGGACAGUGUGGACUGGACAGCGCUUCAGAUUCUGAAUUAGCACAGGUGAAGAAGAGUUUCCUGACCAGCAACAGAGUCCGAGGCAAUCCGAUUAUUGUGUCUUCAGGGCAGCAAUACAGUCAUGUGACUGCCAUGAGGACGCAGGCAGCCAAUGGCAAACAGUACACUGUCCUAUUCCUUCUUACAGGGUCUGGAUUCCUCCACAAAGUGGCUCUGUUGGAUCGGGGUGCACAGGUCAUUGAGGAGAUUCAGGUCUUCACACAACAUCAGCUGGUCAAAAGCAUCAUCAUGUCCUCCUCCAAGGGAGUUCUUUAUGUCGGGACAUCGGAGGGCGUGACCGCUGUACCUGUGGCCCAGUGCUCCGUCUACAGAACCUGCAGCCAGUGUAUUCUGGCCCGAGAUCCUCUGUGUGGAUGGAGCCGGACCGGCAGCGUCUGCACCAGCUUGGACGGACGUCACCAGAACGUGGCUCAAGACCUGGAGGACGGCAAUGUGAGAGAACAAUGUCGGGGAGAAACCAGGGCCGGACCGGUCACAGAAAUCAACGUUCCUUUGAACUUAGCAGUGAGGCUUCAGUGUGUGAAACCUUCCAACCUGGCCACCCUGACCUGGACCUCCCCGCGAUUCAAAACCCUGUCAGAGGAACUCUUCAUCCGGUCGGCCGAAGGUGGUCUGAGCUUCCUCGCCAAUGCCAACACCUUCGGGAGCUACCGCUGCGAGGCGGAGGAGGACGGGUACAAGGAGGUAGUUGUGAGCUACGUUGUCCGGGGGGUCGCCUCGCCACGCGCCAUCAGCCCCGCUACAAAGGCAGAGGAAAGCCACGCGACCAACGAGGACAUCGACGGGUCCUACGAGGACAUCGCAACCGAGGAACCGACGACUUCUAUGAGACAACCGUCAGGAGACCCAGAGGACCAAGAAAAAGAUCAGGAAUUCACAACCAAUUUAAAACAUGACACAGACUCAGGAUUGAAAAACAACUUAAAAGAAAAAGAUCCUGUCCUCACCCCGACUUCAAGAACAGACAGCCAGUCCGGGAAGGAGACGCUGGAGGACGCUCGCGUUGAAGUGAAGAGUUACCACAGCGAGCUGGUUGCCGUUUCCUUCCUCCUGGCGGCCUGCGUCUUCGUCCUGAUACUCGGAGGCCUCAACACGUGGCGCCAAAGGAAGACUGGCCUCAAAAUGAGUCCUCUGGUCAGCCCAGAAGACGGCGGCAAAACUAACGAAUCGAUGGAGAGCGUUCCCUCUCUGAGCAGCCCGGAGGCAACGAACCAGAGCUGAAGGUGGUGAACAAGGUGAACGACUUCAGAUGUUUCAGUAAGGUUUCAUUAAAGGUAUGAACUCAGUUUGAGUCUUUCAUACUUUCUUUAAAUUAUAGUCAACAUCUGUUUCUCCAAAAGAUUCUUACCAGGUGAUGUAGAAAUGAAAGAUUUAAAGAUUUGAAUUUGUAAACCGAGUUGUGACUGUUUUCCAUCCAUGUAACCGGCCGACUGCUAUCUUUGUUUGGACUGGGAGUCACAACUUGGGUAAUAUGUAAAAAAAAAUAUUUUGACGGAGUGCAGUGAACUGAAUAUUUUUUACAUUUAGAUGUUUAGAGAAAGAGUCACAACAGUAGGAAGUGUUGUUAAACCACCUCGUUGGGUAGUUUCCACUGCGACGCGAGUGAAAUGCUAAAGAGAGGAACCAAUGAGGCUACAGAGAUAGCUGUUUAGCCUAGCUUAGCACAAAGAGUGGAAACAGGAGGUAACUGCUAGCCUAGCUCCACCAAAAGUGAAAAAAAAUACACUUUACAUCAACUUAACAACAAAAGCAUUUUCUAACCCUGUAAUUAUUGAAAAUCAUCAGUACGGUACCGACCUCCGUAGGUUUAAAAUGCAGUUAUUAACGAGACCAUGUGAUUACAAUCUGGUUUGAGUUUUAUCUGUACAUUUUGUUGCAAAUACCUCCAAUAUUUCCUCGUUUUCCUUCUUUUUUUAUUUUGACCUCUAUCUGUAAAGAGAGGAGAAGGAUGGUUUGUUGUGUGAUCAGGGACGUAAAACUAGUUUUCUAAGUUAGUUUGUUUCCUUUUUAAACUUAGAAACUAAACCUGAACUAGGAGAUUUUAUUUUUAUUUUAACAGCAUAAUUUCUAUUCCAACAAACUCUUUUAGAACACAGAACAUCAUAAAUAUGAUUUGUCACCAUGCUUAAACAUUUUCUUUUUCUUUUUGUAAGAAGUUUUUCCUUAACAUUUAUUAACAGAGGCACAAUACUGUAAAUUAUUAAUCAUUACAUUGUUUAUUCAGAUUAAUAAACUAAUAACAAAUAAACAACUAUCUGAUGCACACAUGACAACAAACCGGUUCAUGAAAUACAGAUCGGUGAAUUAAAUUAAUAUAAAUCUUCUCUUCUGACUCUGGUCGAGAUAAAGAUAAACAUAUGUUUUAUUAUAAAAUAAUGUGAAACAGUUAUGAAAUGUAUUAUAUUUUACUAAAUGAUCGUUUAAUAUUCUGUGUUUAAAUUCAGGGAUUUGUUUGUAUGACUUGUCUGCUGUUGGUUUCUGUUUUUACUCAUCGCUGUGUGACUGAAUGUGAACAGAACGAGACGUGAAACCGUCUGAAUGUAAGGAGUUAGAACCUGACUGUUUAUAUUUUUAAGAAUUUAAUCAUUAGAGCUCAUAUUUUUUUUCUGUUUAAUUGCCUUCACAUUGUCACUUCUUGUGUCUCAAAUUAAAACUAUAAAUUGAGAACAUGUUAAAUAUUUAUUGCUUUCAUUUAUUUAGUCUCAAUAACUGGUAACGUUGUUCUCAUAAAUGGAUUCAUCAUCAUUUCUCUUUUAUUAUCCCGGCCUUAAAUGUGAUUUUAUUUUAAUUAAUGACGAUCAUUUCAAAGAAGUGUUUAUUUGUGUAUUUUUAUUUUCUUAUAGAGUAUUUAUCUGUAUUUUACUUUAAUCACAAAUAUAGAAACUGCUGUUUUUCUUCUCCUUUAAUGAUCCUCAAACUGUGUUUUAGAUAUUUCUGUCUGAGCUCCUGAUGUAAUAAACGUUUCAUAUGAGAGGACAUGCUGCCAUCUGCUGGAAAUAAAUGUAAUAAAGAAUAUACAAACCUAC